This is a messenger RNA of Maniola jurtina (meadow brown), 4406 nucleotides long. RefSeq names its product perilipin-4. NCBI's taxonomy places the organism in Eukaryota, Metazoa, Arthropoda, Insecta, Lepidoptera, Nymphalidae. The coding region runs from base 270 to 3752 and encodes 1160 amino acids. The transcript is spliced from 37 exons. Gene Ontology annotation, cellular component: plasma membrane. The record is from RefSeq and is a predicted model, not a curated record.
GUGUCUAAAAAUAGUUGGAUUCGAUCACUUUGGUCGUUGCUCGCAUCUUGUAAAGUUCAGUCGAAAAGCGGAAAGUGAUUGGCUUUGGUUCGGAAUCGGAUUUCGUCUAUUCUAGCACUUGCGGUGUAAUCUUGAAGGUUGCUGAUAUAAUUACGCGGACACUCGAUCGACUUGCGAAAUAACGCAAAGUAAAAAUUAGUGCGACUAUUAUUUUGUGUACGAAAAAGUUGUGAGUGUGUGCUUGAAUUUGUUUAGAGAAAAAUACCAAGAUGUUCAGCGGAAUUGCAGACAAGAAUCUCGGCGCGUUCCGGAGCAUUGGAGAAAAAACUGCAUCCCUCUUCGAUAGAAAGAAGAAAGAUGCAGAGCAGAUCGCGGCAGAGAAAGCCACAGAGGCGGCGCACGUCGUUGAAGACCAGGUGAAGAAGGCUGGAGAACUGGUCACCGGCGCGGAGAAGACUGCUGCUGACGCUGCUAACUCCGCCGCCAACGCUAAAAACGCAGCAAUCGACGCCCUGGACAAGGAGCUAUCGAAGGUGUCUGUCGCUGCCGGUGAAGCCAAGGACGCUGCCAGCAAAGCUGUUGACACUACUAAAGAUACUCUCGCAACAACAGUAGAUAAUACGAAAAAGGCCGCCGAGUCAGCUAUGAACACAGCAAAAGAUACAGCUCAAAGCACUGCAGAUACUGCACAAAAUGCUGCUCAAAGUGCCUUAGAAACUGGAAAAUCUUAUGCUGCCAGUGCCAAAGAUACUGUGUCAAGCGCAUUACAAAGUACUGUAGAUGCAACGCAAAAAACUGCACAAUCUGCUUUUGAUACCGGAAAAUCAUACGCUGUAGGCGCUAAAGAUACUGUAUCAAGCACGUUACAAAGUGCUGCAGAUACUACGCAAAAAACUGCACAAUCUGCUUUUGAUACCGGAAAAUCAUACGCUGUAGGCGCUAAAGAUGUUGUGUCAAACACAUUGCAAAGCACUGUAGAUGCAACGCAAAAAACUGCACAAUCUGCUUUUGAUACCGGAAAAUCAUACGCUGUAGGCGCUAAAGAUGUUGUGUCAAACACAUUGCAAAGCACUGUAGAUGCAACGCAAAAAACUGCACAAUCUGCUUUUGAUACCGGAAAAUCAUACGCUGUAGGCGCUAAAGAUACUGUAUCAAACGCGGUACAUAGUGCUGCAGACACUACGCAAAAAACCGCACAGUCUGCUUUUGAUACUGGAAAGUCAUACGCUAUAGGCGCUAAAGAUACUGUGUCAAGCACAUUACAAAGUACUGUAGAUGCAACGCAAAAAAGUGCACAAUCUGCUUUUGAUACCGGAAAAUCAUACGCUGUAGGUGCUAAAGAUACUGUAUCAAGUACAUUACAAAGCGCUGCAGAUACUACGCAAAAAACUGCACAAUCUGCUUUUGAUACCGGAAAAUCAUACGCUGUAGGCGCUAAAGAUACUGUAUCAAACACGGUACAGAGUGCUGCAGACACUACGCAAAAAACCGCACAGUCUGCUUUUGAUACAGGAAAGUCAUACGCCUUAGGCGCUAAAGAUACUGUGUCAAGCACAUUACAAAGUACUGUAGAUGCAACGCAAAAUACUGCACAAUCUGCUUUUGAUACCGGAAAAUCAUACGCUGUAGGCGCUAAAGAUACUGUAUCAAGCACAUUACAAAGCGCUGCAGAUACUACUCAAAAAACUGCACAAUCUGCUUUUGAUACCGGAAAAUCGUACGCUGUAGGCGCUAAAGAUACAGUAUCAAACACGGUACAAAGUGCUGCAGACACUACGCAAAAAACCGCACAGUCUGCUUUGGACACUGGAAAGUCAUACGCUAUUGGCGCUAAAGACUCAGUAGCUAGCACGUUAAAUUCAACUAAGACAAACGCACAAGCUGCUGUCGAUACAGGCAAACAAUUCGCUUCUAGUGCCAAAGAUACAGUUGCAAGUAGUAUUCAAAGCUCAAUAGACGCUACGCAAAAAACUGCUCAGUCGGCUAUUGAAACUGGGAAAAGUUACGGAACAUCUGCUAAAGAUAGUGUGGCAAAUACUAUUCAAAAUACGGUAGAUACUUCUAAAAACACUGCUGCAUCAGCAAUUGAAACUGGCAAAUCUUACGCUACAAGUGCAAAAGAUACAGCAGCAAGCGCUGUUAAUAAUACAGUAGAAGGAUCUAAGAAUAUUGCCAAUUCAGCCGCUGAAACGACAAAAACGUACAUGGAUAGCGCAAGAGAUUCAGCACAAAAUACAUUGCAAUCAGCAUUGGAUUAUUCAAAAGGCUGUGCGUUUUCCGCUUAUGAUCUUGGAAAAUCAUAUUUAGAUAGUGCUAAAGACACUGUCGCAAGUACGUUAGAUAGUACAAAAAAGGCUGCAGAAAGUACUGUAGAAACGGGAAAAUCUUACAUGGAUUCCGCUAAAGAUUCAGUUCAGAGUACUUUUCAAAGUACUGUAGAUAACACAAAAACGGCUGCUUCGUCAGCACUUGAGACAGGCAAAUCCUAUGUUGACACUGCUAAAGAUUCAAUAGCUAGCACUGUACACUCAACGGUAGAUACCACUAAAAACGUAGCCUCAUCCGCCGUAGGGACUGUAAAAGAUACAGCAGCAAGUACUUUAGAUGCAACCAAAAAUGUUGCAGCAUCAGUUGUAGACAAAAGCUCUUCAUUAAUAGGAAGUGCUAAAGAUACACUAGCAAACACUGUACACGCAACUGUAGAUACCACUAAGAAUGUAGCAGCAUCUGCCGUUGAUAAAGGAUCAUCAUUAGUAGGAGCUGCUAAAGAUACAGUAGUAAGCACAGUAGAUACAGCCAAAAACGUAGCCUCUUCCGCGGUCGAUAAGGGUAUUGCGAUUGUUGGUAGUGCUAAAGAAACCGUAGCGAACACCAUGUCGUCUACUGUAGAUACAACUAAAAGUGUAGCAGCAUCUGCAGCAGACAAAGGUGCAUCUCUAGUAGAUACAGCUAAAGGCACAGUAGCAAGCACGAUAGAUACAACCAAAAAUGUAGCAUCAUCAGCAGUAGAUAAAGGCUUUUCGUUAGUGGGCACCGCUAAAGAUACACUAUCCAGCACUGUAGAUACGACAAAAAAUGUAGCGGCUUCCGCUGCCGAUAAAGGUGCAUCACUUUUUGGAGCUGCUAGAGAUACGGUAUCAAGUUCAGUACAAAGUACAGUAGAUACAACCAAGAAUGUGGUUGGCUCGGUGUACGAUAAGAGUGCUUCAGUAGUUUUAGGCGCUAAAGAUACAAUAACGUCUUCGGUUGAGGGAUCCACUGAGAAUGCCGCAGAUAACACUAAAAGCUUUAUUAAUAGUGCAAAAGAUCUUAUAAAAAGCAAAAUGGAUGGUACAAAAGAUUCUGCUCAGUCUGCGGUAAAUGAUUUAAACGAAACAGCUGAAGGAUCAUUCGACUCUAUAGCCGCGACAGUAGACACGACGAAGAAGACGGCCGCGGCUGCCAAGGAAGAGGCUAAGAGAGUUGCUAGCGCAGCAGUAGAAGAGUCCAAGAAGGCAGCUGAGAAAGCGGCAGCUGACGCCAGCAACGCUGUCCACAGCACCGUGGACAACACGCUGAAGAGGGUGGAGGACGCCACCGACCAGGGCAUGAAGAACGCCGGCCAAGUCGUCGACAGCAAGAUCAAGGGUGCUGACAAGUACUUGAGUGAGAAGCGCGAUACGUUGGUGUCAAACUUCACCAGUGCAGCGCACGAUGGCGCAGAAGGCGCUGCCGGCCUCCUCAGCAAGGGGCUGGCCACCUUACCCAAGUAGACACCGUCACCGCUAUCAGUCAUCACACGCCUACGUCAUUCGGGAAACUAACAGACUGCAUUACAAUACAGUCAACACAGCUAGUUUUGCACCUGCCAGUACAAGCGACUAUGGACGAGUGCAAACCUAAUUUUUUUACUGACUGUAACUAACUAUAUUUAACUACAGAGACAUGAAACACAGCUAGUUUUGCACCCGCCAGUACAAGCGACUAUAGACGAAUGCAAACCUAGUUUUUUUGCUGACUGUACCUAACUAUAUUUAUAGAGAAAUUAAAAAAAAAUAUUGUAUUAAAUACUCUACAAAAUAUUCAUAAACCGGCUAACAAGCGUGUUCAUUAAAGUUAAGUUGUUGUAACAUAGUGCAUCAGCGACUGACAAAGGAAGAGAGCUUUUGGGAGAAAAAUCACACUUCUUCUUCAAUCAUCUUCAACUUUCACUUUACAAGCUCUCGUACCUCCAUUCGGUAAGAUUAUAACAAUCAGAUUAUUGUUAUCCUAACUAACUAUACAAAACUCGUAAUUAUAUAGAGUGAGAGGUAUUGAGAUGAUGUGAAAAGGUGCUUCUCUGGACACGUUUCGUUUAGCCGUGUAUUAACUACCUUUUCCAUUUUGUUUGCGAUUCCAAAAGGAAAAUCUACUCAGAAAAUAUAAUU